Messenger RNA from Thecamonas trahens ATCC 50062, 3846 nucleotides. RefSeq lists its product as uncharacterized. Lineage: Eukaryota; Apusomonadida; Apusomonadidae. The transcript is spliced from 2 exons. The record is from RefSeq and is a predicted model, not a curated record. The coding region runs from base 1 to 3846 and encodes 1281 amino acids.
AUGGGGGGCAAGGCAGUGAUGAACAUGCUGCUUCUGCUAGCGCUUUUUUCCUUCACCACCACCUCUACCCAUGGACAGCCAUGCCCGGCAACCGAUGCCGCGGUGUAUGGAACUUCCGAAGUGGUCAUUCUGGGCUCGACGCUUUUCACCAGCCAGCGACUUUUCGAGACGGCGGUGGACAUCGACUGCGAUGGGCGGCGGGAUGUGGCGGCGCACUCGCGGUACGGCAUGACUUUCCUCCCGUCGUCAUCGCCGUUUACUCGCCAGUAUCCCUCGACGGCUGGCGUGCCAGUGGACGGCGUGGCCCAGUUUGAGCCGGCGGAUGAGGGCAUGAAGCUGAGCGGAUGCAUAGCGGCGGAGAUGGGCCCGGCGGGCAUGCAGGCGGAUACGUGGGCAACGCCGGUGUAUGUGUCUGGAGGCUCGCAAGCAGCGCUGUCUUCGUCGGGGGUGUACGACGCGUGGGCUGGAGACUUGAACGGCGAUGGAGUACCCGAGUUUGUCACGGCCGAGGAUGUGGGGCUGAAGGCCAUGGUGGGAAGUAUGACGACCCGUUGGCCAAAGUACACCGAUGCUAUCACCAUGGCCAGCGGGUAUAGCACGGUGAGGGGCGUGCAGCAGCAGUUUGACUUUGCCGACAUGGACAACGAUGGCGACAUUGAUCUGGUGUGGUGGUCGCGGACGUCCCACACUGACGAGACAAGGUACCAUCGCUCGCCGCGGUGGUUCGCGAACCACGGUAACGGUACCUUUGACUCACCGGGCACGACCAUCUUUUCGUUCUCGGUCGGCUCGUACGUUGCUCUCCUCGCGCUCGGCGAUGUCAACGGCGACAACUUCCCGGACGUGGCGUGGCACACGUACCAGGACACCACCCACAUCGUGCACACCAUCGGUCCGGGCGUGUUUUCAUCGACGGUGGUGACGCUCACGCCCGACUGGGAGAACUGCCAUUCUCUCAAGCUCUUUGAUGUCGAUGGUGAUGGGGACAUUGACGUUGUUCGCAAUGCAAAUGUUGAGGGCAAGCUCUUUGCGUACCUCAACGUGGCCGGACCGGGCGCUGACUUUGUGUUUGGCUCGACGAUGACGAUCAUGGACCGCAACGACGCGCGAGGUUUCGACGUUGGUGACAUCGACAACGACGGCGACCUCGAUGUGGUGGCGUCGUCUUACACUGACGACGUGCUCAUCAUUCUACGCGGCGACGGGGCGGGCGGCUACAGCAUGGAGGAUACGCUGCGUUUGGAUGGGUUGUAUUCAGUUGAAUUAGCAGAUGUCAACAACGACACAUACCUCGAUGUAGUGGGCAAGCGCUACGGAUCGAACAUGUUUAUGGCGCUGUACAAUAGCGACGACGACACCUAUGACGCGCUGAUCUCGUUCUCAGGGAUGGCCAUCUUUCCGUCCGGGUGGAAUCUGGUGGAUAUGGAUGGCGACGGGAUGUUGGACUUGGUCGGCUUCUCACUGUCGCUCACCGGCUCGACCGAGGGCGGCACUCUCUUCUACUACCGCAACAUGUACCCCGAUGUCGCAAGCGUGUUUGACGACAACCGGCCGAUCCCUCUCCUUGGCGGCGUCAAGGGUUUUGGGGGUCCGCUGGUGGCGGAUUUCAACGGUGAUGGUGCGCCUGACUACCUUGGCAUUCACGCCAACAUGCACCUUUUUGAUCUUGCUAUUUACCUUGCGGCCGGGCCCGGGACGAGUGCCGGUGGCGCUGGCAAGCUUGCUUUCAAUGGUGGGCAGCAGACGCUCGGGUUUGUCUUGGAUGAAGUGAUCGAGAUGAAUGUUGACGACUAUGACGGUGACGGCGACUACGACUUUGUGUACGCAACAUACUCGUCGUUCAGCCGGUCGACGGUCGAGUACCUCUCUAACGCGUACGGCGGGAUCGCGGGCUCGCCGCUGGCAUUUUCAGCUGCGGUUACGCUUGGCGAGUCCAAGAACUCGCGCGAGGUGGCGGUGGAGUUGAUUGUGAAUGACGCCGACGGCGAUGGGAACGCCCGCGAGGUGGUGGUCGGCUGGCGGUCGUUGUCGUCGUUUGGCUCGAACAGCUACGGAUACGUCACGCUGUACGAGGUCGACGACUGGGCGAGCGGCAGUCCGAGUGUCAACACCACCAUGAUUGCCGACGACAUGGACUUGCUUGCGGCGGUUGUGGUGGUGGACAUGGACCUUGACGGAAGCCUGGACCUUGUUGUGGCGGAGCGAUGGAAUCUGUAUGCGCUGCUGAGCGGCGGCGGGGCGCUUCGAGAGUUGGCUACUAGCGGUCAGCGGCUGUUCUUGGGCGAGAUCCAGACCUCGCGGUCCCAGUACGUGCUUGACCUCGCGGUGGCGUCGCUCAAUCCGGGCGAGGACACCCACCUCGACAUUGUCGGGCUGGUGAGCUCGAGCGAGCCAGUGGUGAUGAUGGGCUUGCCGGGCAACUCUAGCGCGCGAGUGCGGGUCAAGGAUCAUGUGCGCAUGCCGUCUGUUGUCAAUGGAGCCCGCGGCCUGGUUCUGACCGACUACGACAGCGACAGCUUUGUCGACGUUGUCUUUGCCACCAUCGAUGGUUUUAAGUGGCAGCCGAACCUCGGGUACCCGGCAGCGACCAAGGGCGCAUUCCAGGUGACGUCGGCGAGUUAUGGCAUCCCCACCGGAUGUGUUGCCGACUUUAACCGCGACUCGCGUCUGGACUUGGUGUACUACCGCAGCGACGAUUCGGUCUUGGGCAAGCUUCACGUCCAUACCAAUGUGCCUGACUUUACCGGGCGCGGCGAAGUCGACUUUGUCGGCCGUAUUCACCGGCUGGUGGCUGCUGACGUGGACAUGGACGGGCUUGUGGACCUGCUGUUUCUCAUGGCUAGCGGAGAUGUGAUCGGGUGGAUGCCCAACUUGGGCGUGUUCCCGUUCUUUGACGCGGCGACGGCUGUGCAGGUGAUCAACACGACCGAUGUGGUGGAGCACCCCGAAGACAUGGUGGCAAUGCUGCUUGACGGUGACGAGUUUAUCGAUUUGGUUGUCCUCGGGCGUGACUCGGGAAACCUCGCGAUCCUCCGUGGCAAUCCUACUCUGCCGAAGCGGUUUGAAGAGCCGGUCGAGCUUGUGAGCUGGUCGACGACUCAGUGCAGCUGGGGCUACCGCCUGGCGCUGGUGGAUGUGACGGCUGACGGCAUGAUGGACAUGUUUAUGGCGUGCUACACCAGCGGCUUUGUGGUCUGGUUCGAGUCGCUUGGACCGACAAAUGACGCACCAUGGAGUGUCAAGCCGCUGGAGCGCAUUGCGGACACACCGGGGACGUGGAAGAUAUACGACGUCGAGAUGGUCGACCUAACCGGCGAUGGCCUCGUGGAUUUUGUCUUUUCAAUCGACGAGGCCACGACGAGUUCGGUCAUGUACGAGAUCAACAUUGGUAAUGCCACUCAUCCAGUCUGGGGCCCAACCCACCGUGUUAGUUCGACGGUGGCAUGGGGAGUCUUUACCCCACUUGACACUGAUGGCCCAAGUCACGGACUGUCCCUUGAGUCUGCCGAUUUGGACAUGGAUGGCCACAUCGACAUUGUGCUGUCCAGUGCGCUCGACAGGACCGGUGUCUUGCUCAACCAGACACCGCGUCUGCCCGCAAGCGCGUUUAACGACUCGCCAGAUGAGGGCGAGCCGCGGCUUGCAUCUGCGACGCGUUGGACCGACAAUGCGAACUAUCGGCUGCGUGGUCAGGCACGCGAGCUUUACGUUGCCGACAUUGAUGCCGAUGGCUUCCCGGACUGGAUCGCCGUCUCUGACCACCUCGAGCGAGCGGGCGGUGUACUCGGGGACAAACUCGGUGUGGCAGACGCCGCGGCCGCCUACGACGUUCCGGGUCGAGGUUGA